Molecule: messenger RNA, 6142 nt
Organism: Motacilla alba alba
Lineage: Eukaryota; Metazoa; Chordata; Aves; Passeriformes; Motacillidae
Gene: CUX2
Product: cut like homeobox 2
Exons: 20
Coding region: 1445-5680 (1411 amino acids)
Biological process (GO): regulation of DNA-templated transcription
Molecular function (GO): DNA binding; DNA-binding transcription factor activity, RNA polymerase II-specific
Source: RefSeq, a predicted model, not a curated record
AGCUAAAAACCUUCGUUUGGCCGGCAAAAAUCCAUCGCCGGGGGGACUCCGCGCCCCUUCCCGAGACCGAGACCCUUAGGGGGGUGUCCAGGAGCGAUGCUCGGGGGUGGCCCCGGGGGGCACGGGGGUGGUCCAGGAGGGUGCCCCAUCCCUCCUCCCCCGCGGGGCCGCCCCCGGCGGAGGCGGGCGGGCAGGCGGGCGGUCCCCCCGUCCCUCCGCGCCCCUCCGCGGCACCGGGCUCCCCCAAGAUGGCCGCCGAGGUGGGAUCGAUGUGUCGAUACCGGACACGGUUUGAUGCCCGCCGGCUCCAGGUAUCAGAAAUUGAUCCCCGCCGCCGCCGCCGCUCUUUGUUCGGCGCCGCCCGCCCGGGAGCCUGGAGCAGAGCAUGGAGCAGCGCUAGCGGCGAUGGAGCCGCGAUGGAGCCCCGGCCCCCGCCCCGCCGCCCCCGAGGUGACAGCAGGGCCGGGGGGCGGCCGCCGCUCCGCCCCGGCGGGAGGGAGGGAGGGAGGAAGAGGAGGGAGGGAAGUUGCGCGGGAUGAAGUUGCGGGGAGCGCGGCCCCCCACGCCGCCCCGCCAAGUUUCUGGCGGUCCCCGCCCGCCGAGCGGAGCCGCAGGUGCCCGCGGGCUGCCAAGUGUCCCCGGCGCCGCCCGCAGCGGGGGCGGCUCGGUCCCCGCGUCCCCCGGCGCGCUCGGGGCGGGCAGAGCCGCGCGGGUGCGGUGAUGGAUGCGGGGAUGGCGGAGCGGGGCUGCCCGGAGCCCCGCCGCCCUCCCAUUGUUAUCCGGGGCCGGUGUGCGGGGCCGGUGCGGGGGCUCGGCCAGCCCUGAGCGCCGGGAAGGCGGUCGGUACCAGGCGGUGCUGCUCGGACCGGGGAUGGAUGCGACGGGGGGGCGGCAGCUCCUUUGUGGCUCCGGGCAGGUCACGGCCGCCGUAUCCCACCGUGGUACCCUCGGUCUGUGAAAUUCCCGGUAAGUCCUUUGUUACCGUGCGCGGGGGAACGUUGCCAGGGGCUGCUGACAGUUUGUGACCUUAAAUACGCACCUCAAAUAGGAGGUGGGUAAUUAACACAAUGGCUCUCCCGGCAUAAUGGGAUGAAGCCCAACCUGGAGCCGCUACAACAACCGAAACGCGCAUUUCCAUGGAUAUUAAAUGGGUUUAUCCCCGUAGGAUAUUCCGGAGUUUAAAAUGCAGCGUGCUUCGGAGGCGAGUAAACAAAUUGAAAUGCGAUUUAUGGGGCUCCGGUACUGGAUCAACAGUUCCAGCAUUUAAUGCAUUUUGGCUUUUAAGCAGAUUACGUGCUGCAUCUGCGCUACGCGACCCGAAAAGUACCGCAGGUACCGCGGCCGGUGGGUUUGCCAUGACUGCUCAGUUCUGGCAUUGUGGCCGGGAAGGGAUUACGGCUCUAAGCGCUUCGGAUACAAAAGCGUUCCCCGCUAAAUCGCGCUAAUGACUUUUCCUGGGUGCGCGCAGAACCUUUAUUUAAAGGUGAUUGCACUUAGUAAGAGAAGCAAGGAGGCUGAGACGGCUUUCCUGAGCGUUUACAAGCAGUUGCUCGAAGCUCCAGACCCCGCUCCUGUGCUGGAGGCUGCCCGGAGCCUGGAGGAUCGGCUGCAGCAGCUCCAGCGCCUCGAGCCCGAGCCGCCGCCGCUGAAGGAUCUCAGCCGGCCCUGGAAGAAGCCCCCGGAGCUCGGCGGCACCAAAGAGCGCAGGGAGGGGAAGCCGCCGGCAGCCGAGCCCCCGCUCCCCGGCCUCGACGGCAAAGCGGCCAGCGCAGAGACCCCGCUGCAGAGAAAUGAGGCAGACAAGCAAAAGGGCCUGCAGGAAGCUCAGGUCACCUUGGCCGCUCGGCUGGGGGAGGCAGAGGAGAAGAUCAAAGUGCUCCACGCAGCGCUGAAGGCCACCCAGACAGAGCUGCUGGAGCUGCGCUGUAAAUACGACGAGGAAGCGGCGUCCAAGGCAGAUGAAGUGGCCAUGAUCAUGACCAACCUUGAAAAAGCCAACCAGCGGGCGGAGGCGGCGCAGAGGGAAGUGGAGAGUUUGAGGGAGCAGCUGGCGGCCGUCAACAGCUCCCUGCGCCUGGCCUGCUGCUCCCCGACGGGCACCACGGGGCAGGACAAAGUGAACUAUUCCAUGUGCUCAGGGUCGAGGUUGGAGGCAGCUCUGGCUGCCAAGGACCGGGAGAUCCUGCGGCUCCUGAAGGACGUCCAGCACCUCCAGAGCUCACUGCAGGAGCUGGAGGAGUCCUCUGCCACCCAGAUCGCCGAGCUGGAGGGGCAGCUGGCCGCCAAGAACGAGGCCAUCGAGAAGCUGGAGGAGAAGCUGCAGGCACAGGCGGACUACGAGGAGAUCAAAACAGAGCUGAGCAUCCUGAAGGCGAUGAAGGUGGCCUCUGCUGGCUGCAGCCUGCCCCAGGCAAGUGCCGCGGCGCGUCCCGAGGCGCUGGCCGGGCUGUGCCAGCCCUGCCGACGGUGCCUCCGCCGCCUGUCCCCAUCUCGGCUUGGCUCCUUGCAGAGCAUCUCGAAGGCGGAGGAGGCCCUGCUGCUGGGGAAGGAGGCUUUCUACCCCUCCCAGAAGUACCUGCUGGAGAAGCCCAGCCUGCUGGCCAGCACUGAGGAGGAUCACUCCGAAGACGAGUCGGGGAAGGAUCCACUGGGCAUGGAGCAGCCCUACCCAUCCCCUCACCACACCCCGGCCGAUGACCCCGCGUCCCCCACUCCCCUCCCGCCGCUGCCUGGCCCUGGCGUGGCCCCCGACGGUCCCCGGACUUUCUCGCUGUCCCCCUUCCCGGGGGCCGAGCGGCUUUCAGGGGACCCCAAGGCCCCCCAACUCCCGCCGCCCAGCUACAAGAGCGAGAGCAGCAGCGGGGCACCGCCCUUCCCCUCCUCCUUCUUCGGGGCCAAAAGCAGCACCGUGCACCCUGUCCCCGUGCCGGCCACCAGCGCCACCAGCCCUCCCGGCGAGCCCUCCGAGGGCAGCGCCGGCAGCUCCACCGAGGAGGAGCAGCUGGACACGGCCGAAAUCGCCUUCCAGGUGAAGGAGCAGCUGCUGAAGCACAACAUCGGGCAGAGGGUCUUCGGGCACUACGUGCUGGGGCUGUCACAGGGCUCCGUCAGCGAGAUCCUGGCGCGGCCCAAGCCCUGGCACAAGCUGACGGUGAAGGGCAAGGAGCCGUUCAUCAAGAUGAAGCAGUUCCUCUCCGACGAGCAGAACGUGCUGGCCCUGAGGACAAUCCAGGUGCGCCAGAGAGGUAGCAUCACGCCACGGAUCAGGACACCGGAGACCGGCUCCGACGACGCCAUCAAAAGCAUCCUGGAGCAGGCAAAAAAGGAGAUUGAGUCGCAGAAGGGAGGGGAGCCCAAAACGCCGUCAGCAUCGCAGGCAGCGGCCAACGGGGCGGGCAGCAGCAGCUCGGAGGACGCCAUCAAGAGCAUCCUGGAGCAGGCGCGGCGGGAGAUGCAGGCGCAGCAGCAGGCGCUGCUGGACAUGGAGUCGGGGGCCAGCGGGCGCGGGGGGGACGCGGCGCCCGCCGAGCGCUCCACGCUGGCCACCGUCAGCCAGAACAUCGCCCCCGCCUACGUCAAGCAGGAGGAGGGCAGCGGGGCCAGCCCUGGCCCGCCGCAGACGCCCCUGGCCGUGCUCUCCCCCGCCGCCUUCGUCCAGAGCAUCAUCCGGAAGGUGAAGUCGGAGAUCGGCGACGCCGGCUCCUACUUCGACCAGCACUGGGCGUCAGAGCGGAGCCUGCUCAGCCGGCCCUACACCUCCGUGUCACCCUCGCUGUCCUCCUCCUCCUCGAGCUACUCCAGCAUGGCCAACGGCCGGGGCUGGCCGCGGGGCGAGCCCGGCGAGGGCGGCACCAACGAGGACGAGCUGCAGCCGGCGGACGAGGAGCCCCAGCGGCUGUCGGAGAUGAAGGCGGAGGGAGCCGGCGCCGAGCCGGCAGCUGGUGGGCGUCUGUCCUACUACCCCACGUACGUGCCACGGACCCUGAAGCCGACGGUGCCACCGCUGACGCCGGAGCAGUAUGAGAUGUACAUGUACCGGGAGGUGGACACGCUGGAGCUGACCCGGCAGGUCAAGGAGAAGUUGGCCAAGAACGGCAUCUGCCAGAGGAUCUUCGGAGAGAAGGUGCUGGGACUGUCCCAGGGCAGUGUGAGUGACAUGCUGUCGCGGCCCAAACCGUGGAGCAAGCUGACACAGAAGGGUCGGGAGCCCUUCAUCCGCAUGCAGCUCUGGCUGACAGACCAGCUGGGCCAGGGGAUCAGCCAGCAGCCCACACCCUCUCAGGCCAGCCCGGCGGAGCCCCAGCCGUCCCCCUCGCCGCCCCCCAGCCCCACUGAGCACGAGAAAGGCUGCCAGGAGCCCCUCACCCUGGCCUUGGAGAGCAGCAAGGAAAACCAGCAGCCCGAGAGCCGCUCGACGCCUGCGCUGGGCGGGAAGACGUAUCCCAACAGCCAGGGGCCCGUGGGCAUCCAGGAGAUCGUCGCCAUGUCCCCCGAGCUGGACACCUACUCCAUCACCAAGAAGGUCAAGGAGGUCCUGACAGACAACAAUUUAGGCCAGCGGCUGUUUGGGGAGAGCAUCCUGGGCCUGACGCAGGGCUCGGUGUCCGAUCUCCUCUCCAGGCCCAAGCCGUGGCACAAGCUGAGCCUGAAGGGGAGGGAGCCCUUCGUCCGGAUGCAGCUCUGGCUCAACGACCCCCACAACGUGGAGAAGCUGCGCGACAUGAAGAAGCUGGAGAAGAAGGCCUACCUGAAGCGCCGGUACGGGCUGAUGAGCGCUGGCUCGGACAGCGAGUCCCCCAGCGCCCGCUCCGAGUGCGCCAGCCCCAGUGCGCCGCCGCAGGACCUCAGCCUGCUCCAGAUCAAGAAGCCGCGGGUGGUGUUGGCGCCGGAGGAGAAGGAAGCCCUAAAGAAAGCCUACCAGCUGGAGCCAUAUCCCUCCCAGCAGACCAUCGAGCUGCUCUCCUUCCAGCUCAACCUCAAGACCAACACCGUCAUCAACUGGUUCCACAACUACAGGUCACGGAUGCGCCGAGAGAUGCUGGUGGAGGGCGCGCAGGACAAUGACACGGACCCGGAGCAGAGUGGCGGGGCAGCCGUCCCCGGGCGCCGGGCCCCCCACAGCCCCGAUUCGGACACCGAGGAUCACAAACCCGUGUUCGUGGGGGGCGAGCCCCCCUGUGCCGCUGCGCCCGUGAAGGUGAAGGAGGAGCAGGGGGACGCGGGCGGCUGGAGCCGCCGGCGGGACUCACGCAGCCCGGCCGGAGCGGCCGAAGGGACCGGACCUCCCCAGGAGGAGCGGGGGGCAGCCCCCCACGCCGCCACCCCCAGCGCCGGCAGCCUCCCGCGGCGGGGAGGCCGCGCCGGUGCCAACGCCGGGGGACCUCCACCGCCGCCACCGCCACAUCCCGACAGCUCCCAGUCCUCCGCGGGCUCGUCCCGUUGCAGCUUGGUGGUGUCCCCAACAUCGCCCUCAGCAGCUUCCUCGCCCGGCCUCACCGGCUCAGCCUCACCAGGACCGUCCUCUGCCGGGCCGGUCUCGCCGGCGCUUCCACCGGCUCCUGGCCCCCGGCUCAGCACCAGCGUGCAGCGGCGCCACGAGAAGAUGGCCAACCUCAACAACAUCAUCCACCGCCUGGAGCGGGCUGCCAACCGCGAGGAGGCCCUCGAGUGGGAGUUCUGAGCCCCCCGACACCCUAAAUAUAUAUAAACACCCCCACACAUAUAUAUAUUUUGAUAAAUGCAGUGUGCACCGAGAGGUGACGAGUGGCCGGCGCCACGGAAGAGGAGCGCCCAUGAAAAAGAGGGGACCCCUCUCUAUGAAUCCGCCCCACCCCUCUGGCUUUGUUUUAAAUGUGAAAAACUGGGAACAAUUUUAGAAAAGAAAAACAAAAAAAAAUCAAAAAAUAUUUAUAGACCUCUUUUAGAUAUUUUAAUAAAAGGAUACUUUGGAAUUUAUUAACAGCUUAAGCUGCUUUGAUAUUAAAGAUAGCUAUAAAAUCAAGAUGAUGUAGCAGUCGUGUCAUUAAAUGUACACUGAAGUCUUGUAGUUUGCCACUGGAUGAGAUUAAAAACAAAUAAACAAAAACAAAAACAAAAACAAAAACAAAAAAAAAAAGAAAACCAACCCACAGAAAAGACUUUU